This is a messenger RNA of Colletotrichum tamarilloi, 1719 nucleotides long. RefSeq lists its product as uncharacterized. The coding region runs from base 1 to 1719 and encodes 572 amino acids. The record is from RefSeq and is a predicted model, not a curated record. Lineage: Eukaryota; Fungi; Ascomycota; Sordariomycetes; Glomerellales; Glomerellaceae. The transcript has 2 exons.
AUGGCUCAGCAAACUUCCCUUGCGUCCAACAAUCCCCCUACCGACAAUCCUCCUGACAUUGUCGUUGAGACCAUGUCUUCACCCUCGCUUGGCAAUUCGUCUAACGUUGCUGCCGGCAAGUUUGCCGACAAGCCCACUGACGCCGUCAUGACCUCUCCCUCGACCAACAACUCGUCUAGCGCUGUCGCCGCUGACAAGCCUACCGACGCUGUCAUGGAGAACGCGUCCUCCCCUGCAGAUGGUACUUCGUCCAAUAACGUCACUGUCGACAACCACUCCGACAUUGCCAUUGAUGCCAUGUCCUCUCCCAUGGUUGGCAACUCGUCUGACGCGGUCGCUACCAAUGAGCAAUCUGACGUGGUCAUGGAGACCAUGUCUUCCCCUGCGGUUGAGAUCUCAACCAACAUCGCCACCAUCGACAGCCUUGAAGAUACUGUCAUCCCGAACAUGUCAUCUCCUUCCAUUGGCAACACUUCCAACAUGGCCAUCCCCGACAACCUUUCUGAUGUCGUCAUUGAGAUCGCUUCCUCUCCGUCGACUGGCAACUCGCCCAACUUGGCCACCGCCAACAACUUGGCAGACGGUGUCAUCUCGGUCGUGUCUUCUCCCUCCGUUGACAACUCCUCCGACAUCGCCAUCGCCGGCGACUCUCCUGAUGCAGUCAUCGAGAUUAUGUCUUCCCCUUCGGUUGACAGCUCUUCCAACGUUGCCAUCGCCGACAACGCUUCCGACGCCAUCAUUGAGAUCACGUCUUCCCCCUUGGCUGCCGACAACUCGUCCGACACCACUCCCAGCGCUACCAGCCUCCACCGCCUCCCGCUUGCACUUGUCGGUAUCGGUCCGAACGCGGACGCCCAUGCGCGCCGCCCUGGCUACCCUGCCUUUGCCUUCGUCAACAAAGAGGCCUUCCACGCCUUUCUCAAGGCCUACACUCGCAUUGACAAGCAUCCCAACGAUCCCAUUGUCUACCAUCCUGAUCUCAUUGACCCUGUCGAUAUGCAGGACUACGAGUUUGCCGAGGCGGCUUUCCUUGCUCCUGGUGUUGAUUGCAUCUAUAUCAACCCCCGUACCGAUGAGGUUUCUCUUGGCUAUAAGACCGACAUUCCCGGCCCCGCCUUCUAUCCCAGCUUCAUCAAUCCCAACCUUGGACACGAAAUCAACUCACAGCUCAAGAUGGUGCGCAUCGUGAUGGAAGAUUUCCGCGGUUGGACCGACGGACACGACUACCCGCUUCUCUACCACAACUUCCUCAACAAGAAGCCCGUCGCCAGCAUCGACGUGAGCCAGCUCAAGUACCCCAACAUCAACCAGAUCACCGUGAUCUUCCGUGGCCUUGAGAAUGAGUGGAAGAGCGACAGCAACAACUACGUUGUCAACUACAACGUCGGCACCAACCGCGUCUUCGUUGACUACGACCGUGAGAACGCUGAGGAGAUGGUCGAGGAGACCUUCCGUCUCGAGGUGCACAAGGUGUACGAGGCCCAGUCGGAUGAGAUGACUCUGGAGCCGGAUGGAACCAACGAUGAGGACGAUAAGGCGACCCUCUCGGUUCGGAUCAUUUUCCAUCGCGACUCGGACAAGGACUACGGUCCCUACCUCCUCGAGCCCUUCGAUCUCGAGGAGAUCCUCGAUCCGGAGGACUUGACCGACGGCGGUCGGAUGGAGAGAAUCUUCUGGGAGAUCGCCGCCACCGCCGUCAAGGAGCGCCUCGGUGCUUAA